AUGGCCGACCUCCGCUCCCCCUCCGACGACAACCUCCCCUCCCACAACGAAGACCAGCGCGACAGGACGAACAGCAUGUCGUUAGGAAACACAGAUACCGCGCCUUCCUCUCAGAAUGGCGCCCCCGCGCCUGCCGCAGCAAACGAUGCCGCCUCCGCCGCUCCCGACGUAGCUGCCCCAGGGCCCAACCCAGAAGUCUUGCGCCAGGUGCAAGAAGUGCUGUCAUCCGACAUCGGUGUGUCGACCAUGUUGAACCAGCUCAAGGCGAGCAUCGCGUCCGCAAAGGAAUUCGCCCUCUUCCUGAAGAAGAGAUCGAACGCCGAGGAAUCCCAUGCGUCCUCCCUCAAGAAGCUGUCCCGCAUGAGCCAGGAGACCAUGCACCAGCCCGAUCACAAGCAGGGCACCUUCGCCCAGGCCUAUACCGAGAUGAUGUAUGUCCAUGAGCGCAUGGCUGAGAACGGCUUUCAGUUCGCCGUCUCACUACACCAGAUGCACGACGACCUCAUUGAGCUUGCCGCCAUGGCCGAGCGCAGCAGGAAAGGGUGGAAGGCGAACGGCUUAGCUGCUGAGCAUCGCGUGGCAGAGCUGGAGGCUGCUAUGCGCAAGUCCAAGGCCAAGUACGACAGUCUCGCGGAGGAAUACGACCGCGCGCGCACCGGCGACACAAGCAGGAACAGCGGCAAGAUGUUCAGUCUGAAGGCCAAAUCGGGUCCUCAGCACGAGGAGGACCUUUUGCGAAAGGCUCAAGCCGCCGACCAGGACUACCAGGCCAAGGUCCAGACAUUGCAAAGCGAAAAGGCCGAGCUGAUCGCUAGGACACGACCGGAAGCCAUUUCUGCGUUACAAGAUUUAGUCAGGGAUACAGAUGCUGCUUUGGCGCUUCAGAUGCAGAAAUUUGCAUCUUUUAGUGAGAAGCUUCUUUUGAGCAACGGCUUAAGCAUCAGCCCGCUCAAGGGGCAAGGUUCCGGAGGACCGCGUAGCCUUCGUGAGGCUGUGAUGGCCAUUGAUAAUGACAAGGACCUUAACGACGUCCUCUGCUCGCACUACUCGAAACUACCCCCCAAUAACGAUAUCAAGUACGAGAAGAACCCCAUCUUAGCUACGGCUCGCCAUCCAGCCAUGGGCCACCAACCGAAUGCUUCGGUUUCACACAUUCCGCAGGCGACACCUGGAGGUCAGUUCGGCGGGCUGCCAGCCGGGCAGAGGGAGCAACAGCAUCAACAGCAGCAGCAACAGCAACAACAACAGCAGCAGCAGCAGCAGCAGCAGCAAAUGCCUCCUCCUCCUAGGCCAAACAAUUUCCAGCAGCCUGCAGAGUCUCCUUCCAACUUUGCCCCGCCUAGCAUGCCAGCAGCUCAACAACAGCGUCCUUCGUCUCAGCAACAGGCCGCGCCUCAGCCUCAGCAACAUGGUCGCAGCUUCAGUACCAAUAUGCUGAACCAGCAGCCCAGCCAACACCAGCAAUUCCAGGCGAAUCGCAACUCUGGCGUUCUGCAGUCUAGAUAUAACGGUGGCGGCAGCACCAUCACCUCCCAAGGCCCGCCGCAGCUCGGAGCCCUACCCUUCCAGACCUCGCGAGACCAAUCGCCUCCUCCGGAGCAGCAGCAACGAGCGCCUUCGCCCCAAAGCCAACCCCUGCAACCCCAGCAACUUCAACAACGGCAGCCGAACAACCCCUUGCAGCAGCACCCUGCGCAAGGGCCGCCGCCCGGAGCUGUCAAGUAUCAGGCUUACAGCAGACAAUCCCCUCCUCUCGCCGGCGGCGCUUCCGCACCGCCGCCCAAUCCUGCGAAGCCCGUUUUCGGACUAAGCUUGUCCCGUCUAUAUGAGCGGGACGGCCUCCCCGUGCCUAUGGUCGUCUAUCAGUGUAUCCAGGCAGUGGACCUCUACGGACUUGGUGUCGAGGGCAUCUACCGCCAGUCUGGCUCGUUGACGCACAUCAACAAACUGAAGACCAUGUUCGACACCGAAUCAAGCAACCCUGCGCUUGAUUUCAGGAACCCGGAGAACUUUUACCACGACGUCAAUAGUGUUACGGGCCUGUUGAAGCAGUUCCUCCGUGACCUACCUGACCCGCUGCUCACCAUGGAGCACCACAGCGAGUUGAUUGACGCAGCCAAACACGACGACGACAUUGUCCGCCGUGACUCGCUCCACGCCAUCAUCAACAGCCUCCCCGAUCCCAACUACGCCACCCUGCGCUCCCUGACGCUUCACCUACACCGUGUCAUGGACAACUCACACGUCAACCGCAUGAACUCGCAUAACCUUGCCGUCAUCUUUGGCCCCACCGUCAUGGGCACCGACCCGAAGACCAGCAUUGCCGAUGCGGGAUGGCAGAUCAAGGUCGUUGACACGAUUCUUCAGAACUGCUACGAAAUCUUUGACGACGAGUAG
Colletotrichum truncatum is the source of this 2397-nucleotide messenger RNA. Its product is annotated as rho GTPase activator. The record is from RefSeq and is a predicted model, not a curated record. NCBI's taxonomy places the organism in Eukaryota, Fungi, Ascomycota, Sordariomycetes, Glomerellales, Glomerellaceae. Gene Ontology annotation, biological process: regulation of GTPase activity; signal transduction. Gene Ontology annotation, cellular component: cytoplasm.